AUGCCCACCAGCGACGGAAAUACUAGCAAAAAUCGAGCAGAUGAAGCUCAUCCAGAACACAAGGACUCGACAGCGACGAGUCCCUCCAAGUUGCUCAAAUAUUUGACGGUUGCGCAGAGGGUUUCUGCGCCAUUUAUCACUAUAUUCGCUGGAAUUCAUCUUGCUGCACCGAUUUCAGCCAUUUUCGGAGGUUCAGCAGCCUCCAACAGGCUCCUUCUUCUGGGUCGCGAGUACUACCAAGGACCACUUACAGAGCCUCUUCUACUCUUUAUCCCGCUCGGAAUACAUAUUGGCUCGAGUCUUGCGAGGCGCGCUUUGCUUGGGGUCCCCAAGAGGCCUAGCCUUGUCACCCUGACAGGAUACGCGGCUCUCUUGAGUGUCCCAUUCCAUAUCUUUAUUCACAGGAUCAUCCCCUCGUCUCCUGACCCACCCAUCUCCUCGUACUCGCCAUCCGAGCUCAAUUUUGAAUUCGUCAAAGCAAGUCUCCAUGCUUGGCCUAUAACGAGCUGGUUGUCAUAUACUGGACUUGUUGCCAUUGUCGCUCUGCAUGGAGGCGAAGGAGGGUCUAUCAUCAACCGCUGGCUGACCGGCAAGCCUCUGAACAGGACUGUUCGACGUACUGUGGCUAUCCUUGCUACAUUUGCGACGAUGUAUGGCCUAUACGUGCUCUCCAAUGAGCCACUGCACCUCCGCGGCCGCAAUCUCAGUAGAGUCCUAGACAUGCACCUCUUCAAUCGCCUUUAUGCUUAG
Messenger RNA from Serendipita indica DSM 11827, 750 nucleotides. Lineage: Eukaryota; Fungi; Basidiomycota; Agaricomycetes; Sebacinales; Serendipitaceae. The record is from the annotation of a GenBank genome assembly.